CUCAUAUUUUUAUUCCGUAAGAUCAUUGAGCAUUAGAACAAAUAAGCUCCAGGAUGUUUUCCAAAAAAAAAAAAAAGCUCCUGGACUACCACCAUUGUUUGAGACAUAGUAAUAGUUUUGCUUUUAACUCUUUAUUUUGUUCUUAUAUAUAAGAUACUCUAUCUGAAAAUAUUGCUAUUAUUUUUAUUUAAUUUGCAAGAAGCCUGAGAGAUCAGUUCUUUUUUAAAAAUAAAAUUUGUUGGGGUCAUAAAUAACUCAUAACUUAAAUUCUUUUUUAAAAACUUAUAAAUUCUGCUAAUUUGAGUUCCCCUGGUUGGUGAGUGAUCUAUUCGCAUAUCCUCAAAAAGACACAGCUCAACAUUGCUAGUUGGUUCAAGAAUUCUACUCAUAACAUUUUCUAGUGCAAAUUUUUUGUACAAAAUCAUUGUGGUUUUGAGAUAUCAAAGAAAGAAAAGGGUGAUUAUGAAAUUUGGGAAAGAAUUUAGCAUCCAUUUAGAAGAAACCCUACCUGAAUGGAGAGACAAAUACUUGUGUUACAAGCCUUUGAAGAAGCUUCUCAAACACAUUCCUCCUUCUUCCGUCGCCGAUAAUCCUCCUCCUCCUGCUCCUCCGCCGGUGCCGGCAGAGCUGCAGGAUUGGUUUAUUAGAAUUCUCAAUGAGGAACUCGAAAAGUUCAACGAUUUCUACGUCGAUAAAGAAGAAGACUUCAUUAUCCGCUUUCAGGAGCUGAAGGAAAGAAUAGAACGUGUGAAGGAGAAGGGUGGCCAAGAUGGAGUUCUUGCAACAGACAAUGAAUUCAGUGAAGAAAUGAUGAGCAUCCGUAAAGACUUUGUUUCCAUACAUGGGGAGAUGGUUCUUCUGAAAAAUUAUAGCUCAUUAAAUUUUGCAGGACUUGUUAAGAUCUUGAAGAAGUAUGACAAACGAACUGGGGGAUUGCUGCGUCUGCCUUUUACACAGGUUGCUCUUCAUCAGCCGAUCUUUACUACGGAGCCUCUAACGAGACUAGUCCGUGAGUGUGAGGAUAAUCUUGAGGUCCUAUUUCCUUUGGAAGCAGAAGUUGUUGAAUUAGCUGCCCCUGCAGGUGAACAGGUGGGAGCAACUUCAUCUUAUGCUUCCAAUGUUCUCCCAGAUACAACAUUUCCACCGGUGGAAGAAAAUGGGGAUAUAUACAGAAGCACACUAGCUGCAAUAAAAGCCAUUCAGGGACUAAAGAAGGCAAGCUCAACAUAUAACCCGCUGUCAUUUUCAUCUAUUUCUGGAAACCAAGAUAAUGACAGCCCAGGUGCUAUAACAGCAGAAGACUCCGAUUCUGACUCAUUGGUUGCCUCUCAGAGUGGUGAUGAGAAGAAUCAGGAGGUUUCCAGUUCACCAAAAUAGAGUUUAACCCAUUUUCUUAUGUUCAUUAGAGUAUAGUGCUGAAACUGUGCUCUCUCUACGUUGUGUGCUAUAGUUCUGCAUAAUUGCUUACCCAAUUAAUAAUAUUAGGAAUAAACUUAGCAUGUUCUGGCAAUCACAAAAGCUUGAUGUCCAUCUACAAGUGCCUAUUUCUUUUGCAAUUUGAGAUGGCGCAACAAUUUUUAAGCCUUGUAUUCUGCCUUGGCCCUUGAGAGUGAAAUUGUUUAACCUAUGCA
Messenger RNA from Capsicum annuum, 1631 nucleotides. RefSeq names its product SPX domain-containing protein 4. Gene Ontology annotation, biological process: cellular response to phosphate starvation. The record is from RefSeq and is a predicted model, not a curated record. Bases 463 to 1377 code for a protein of 304 amino acids. The transcript has 3 exons. NCBI's taxonomy places the organism in Eukaryota, Viridiplantae, Streptophyta, Magnoliopsida, Solanales, Solanaceae.